This is a messenger RNA of Haliotis rufescens (red abalone), 5192 nucleotides long. RefSeq names its product collagen alpha-1(IX) chain-like. NCBI's taxonomy places the organism in Eukaryota, Metazoa, Mollusca, Gastropoda, Lepetellida, Haliotidae. The record is from RefSeq and is a predicted model, not a curated record. The coding region runs from base 518 to 3565 and encodes 1015 amino acids. The transcript has 45 exons.
GGGACUGGACGGGUAGUGUACAGUCACCAUGGUUAUUCGUCUGCCUACCUUCUCUGCUGAAGAGUUCUACCACGCCCCCUACCGGGGAAAUGUGGCGGUCUCGUGGCAAACAGUGAGAUUCGCGCAUGCAACAAUGGCAGACGUCAUAUAACCCUGGAGAGACUUACCUCAAGUCGAGGGAUUUUCUGCACUUUAGGGAUCCGCUGGCGGUACUCGGGUUAGGCAAGCGCCUCUCAUUACGGCUACUGUAGUGUUGGACACAGAAGGAUAAUGUUGAAUUUGUAGGGAGAAAUCUGCUUGACUUGUUGCUUAUCUUGGGAUUUUUACUUGAUGGGUUAACUUUAAUCAAGGCGGUCAGCGUAUGGUUUAUCAGAUUGUACCAGCGGUGUGUGGAGUUCUGACCUGGAUUAUGCUGUGCAGGUGGAGUUUACUGUAGCAGUGUUGGGAGUUUACUGAUGUUUGCGACUGAAGAGGAUUCGGAGAUUGUUCGUAACACCACUGUCCGGAGCAGAGAGACAUGUGGCCACUGAUGACUACAUUCCCGACAGGAGUGUUCUUUAUCUUAAGCAGUGUAUCUAGCCAAUUACUACAGCCAUCAGCAGUAUGUCCUGAGAUUAGACCGGGCGAGGAUGACCUUCCGGGUUUUGAUUUUAUAUCUAAGUUUUCAUUAGAUAAUGAUGAUAUACGGGUACCGGGCGUCAAGAGGGUCAAGGGGUCAAAUGACUUCCAAGUAGCAUAUAAAAUCGGUAGAAGAGCAAAAUUACGGAAACGAACCACGGAUCUGUUUCCCCAGGGUCUGCCCGACCAGUUUUCGUUUGUUAGUACGUUUCGCAUGAGUGGCAAGACUCGGCGAGAAAGAUGGAAUUUAUUUCAAAUAAGGGAUAUUCAAGGAAAUCCGCAGUUUGGAAUACGGCUGGAUGGAAAACAGAAAACAAUAGAAUAUUAUUAUAUCAAUGUUGAAGGGAAACUGACAACAUUAAAGUUUAAUAGCAAAGCAAAACAGCUAUUUAGCAAAGACUGGCAUAAAAUCCAUUUUAGCGUAGGUCGGGAAUAUGUGGAAUUUUACCUGGACUGCAAGCCGAUCACCUCACAGCCUCUGAUACCCGCCAGACAGAUCGACGUGAAUGGGGAGAUCGUGCUGGGGACGCGGGAGCCGGAUGGCGGGACGGUACCGUUUGAGCUGCAGUGGAUCAACCUGCACUGCGACCCCUCCAAGCCGGAAAGAGAACAGUGCGAUGAACUCCCUCCCCCCAAAAAGAAGAUAAAACCUCCGCCACCGCCGAAACAGAGGAAGGCUAGCUGUGACAAGCCCUGCCCACGCGGACCGCCUGGUUUGAAUGGGACACAGGGUCCCCCCGGGCCUCCAGGUCCAGCGGGUCCUAUUGGGCCUGCAGGCGCCGACGGCAAGGAUGGGCAGGACGGGAAGAUGGGGCAGAAAGGGGAGUCAGGCCAGGACGGAAAUCCCGGACGGCCAGGAAACACCGGCAAGCCAGGCAAAGACGGACAGAUUGGCAGGACAGGCCCAACAGGACCCCGAGGAACCACGGGCCGCACGGGUCCGAGGGGAGCAAUAGGAGAUGAAGGGCCGCAAGGGUUGAAGGGCUCGGCCGGAAGUCCGGGGAAGACCGGAAGUCAGGGACCAGUGGGCCCCGCGGGCAAGUCGAUCGAGGGUGAGAAAGGUACACGCGGGGAGCAAGGAGAACAAGGACUACAGGGCCCAGAGGGACCCCGAGGUCGGCCGGGGCCACGUGGACGAGGGGGGCCGGGGGGAAAGAAGGGCGAGCCAGGGAAGAUGGGGACUGAUGGAGAGCAAGGAGCGAGGGGAUAUCCGGGUGCGGCCGGUGAUCCGGGAGUUCCAGGACCCCCCGGUCCCCCUGGGUUGCCAGGGCAACCGGGCACUCCGGGGGAAAUCACAUCCAACGACAUUAAACCAGUGCCCGGUCCAGUGGGUCCGCAAGGUGUUCCCGGAGCGAGAGGGGAGAGAGGCCUUAAGGGGUCUAAAGGUGAAUACGGCACUGAUGGAUCGAAAGGGACGAAGGGUGAGCGGGGUGAUCGCGGUCCUACGGGAAAGGACGGUGCUGAUGGCUUGACGGGCGAACAAGGACGCACUGGAAAACAAGGAAUUCUGGGACCGAAGGGAGAGCGGGGAACGCCAGGCAACAGAGGGCGCAAUGGUUUGCGGGGACCGCCAGGGCCGACGGUCGACCCGAUGGGCCCGCAGGGAGACCAGGGUCAACUGGGACAGAAAGGCAACCGUGGCGACCCGGGGCCCCCAGGUCCGCCUGGGAUUCCCGGUCUGCUGUCGGAGCCGCAGGAGGGGAAAGCGGUAUGGGAGGAUCUUAUCAAGAAGUUUCAAGGUCCAGCAGGGCUUCCGGGAGCUCGAGGGGUGCCGGGAGAUAAAGGACCAAGGGGGCCUCGCGGCUCGGCGGGAGCACUCGGAGUAAAGGGCGAGGCUGGGAUACCUGGAGAUCCGGGACAACCGGGAGACAAGGGCUACAUCGGCCCCAAGGGUGAUGAAGGCGAGCGAGGUGAUGCUGGACCACAAGGAACGGACGGCAGACCGGGCGCUCCGGGAGUUCCAGGGAACCCGGGACUGCCAGGAACCGAUGGAAUAAAGGGGGACCCAGGCGAGAGGGGUAGAGACGGAGGUAGGGGACCCCCCGGGACCGACGGCCGACCGGGCCCCCAAGGACCGCCCGGCCCCCCGGGACGACUAGGAGGUGGAGGCCCCCCCGGGCCACCGGGACCCCCGGGUAACCCCGGCCCCCCUGGGGAGAAAGGUAACACGAUUGAUCUCGAAGAACUCCAGGGCUAUGUGGCCAACGGAUACACAGGUGGGGGAGGGACCGGCCCCCCGGGGCCCUCGGGACCUUCAGGACCCCCUGGCUCCGUCGGGAUGCCUGGUGAACGCGGGGCCCAAGGAGACAGAGGUCCCCAGGGAUCACAGGGGCAAUCUGGGAUCCCCGGCUUGUCCGGACCCCCGGGACCCCCUGGGCCUAGAGGACUUCGAGGACAGUCAGGAAUGCCGGGAAUGCCAGGACUUCCGGGACGCAGUAUAUCUGAGACCGAGAUGCGGGAACUAUGCAGCAUGGUACUGAGAGACCAACUAGAGGAUCUGAUCGCGGACCUCAGAGGACCGCCCGGCCCACCAGGAGUCGGGAAGAAGGGGCGCCCAGGACCACCUGGACCUUACGGACAACAGGGAGAACGCGGUCCCCCGGGCCCUCCAGGUGAACGUGGAUUUAUGGGGAUGCCAGGUCUUCCCGGGGCCUCAGGUCCCCCCGGAUCUAUGGGCAACAGGGGACCGAAGGGCGAGCGAGGAUCUACCGGACACGGCAACCAAGGAAAACCAGGCCCCCCAGGAAUACAAGGUCCGACUGGCCCGACAGGCGAAGGCAUCAUGGGACGGCCUGGCGAGCGUGGGCCCCCGGGCACGUCAGGCCAACACGGUCGCCGUGGUAUCAUGGGUCCCCCCGGGCCCCCAGGGUACUGUGAAUACUGUAACUACGCCCUACCAGGACCCGAAUACAUACGACUGCCGAGAAAUGACAUCAAGGGGCCUUAAAACUUUCAAACCCCCUGAUAAAAUGGUUUAAAUGCCCGUCACCUGUAGCCAUUGAUCUUAGACUCUCUCCAUCUUUAUUUCGUUUGAUACUCCCUCUCUUACUCUUCUCCUCCUCAGAAGAUUUCCCCGCUUUGUCUCUCCCUCCACGAUACUACCUGCGCAUAUCCAUAUGCAAAACUACCAUCACCCGAACUUGUAUUCGGGUUAAUCGUUCUCCACUAACAAGUGUGUUCCUAACAUGUAUUUGAAGCAUAAUUUUAUAUUUCUGACCUUUCUACCUGCACUAGUCAUCAUCGUAGCAUAGAUCCCCCUUUUGUUGGAUUAUAUAUAAACCUGAUGGUCCACUGGCCACGUAUCCCGACAUUGCAAUGUUCUACCGCAUAAGGCUUCGGCCAUUGCGGGGUAUGCGAGCAGUUUACCGUUGCGGUCCUCCUGCAUGUUAGCCCGACACGGGUUACCUCCCCUUCUUUAGUUGUUGCGAUUUACGCUACAGGCUGACGCAGGUUUGAGAUGUUUUGGGAGCUUUUUAUGAUGUCAUUUCUUCAUGCCAUCCAAGCAAAGUGUCUGUGUUAGAGGAUCAGCUUGAAAGAGUGACAGGAUCUUUGUAUCCCGCCAAGUGUCACGUGACGAUUUGGUGACGAUCAGAUGACAUGUUUGGGUCCCGCCUUACACUGAAGGCCUUGCAGGCGUAUCAUGUGAUAUCUUCAUCUGCCCUCAUUCAAUAUAUUACAGACACGUCAUAGUACAGAACAGAGCUCUAUCGUGAUUGGUUUCAGCGUAUAUCACGUGUCCAAUAUGAUUGGUUGUUUGUUUGUACAGUAAACCACAUGACAGUUAUCAUUCAUGACUCGUGUGGAGAUUUAGAGAGCGAAAGCCAAGUUGAGACUAUGUGCGUGCUUUGGACGAUGUGUUUUCUUUGGUGCUAUUGAACUAUUGGUCGAGUUUGGCCAUCUGAAACUUACACAGAACCAUUUUACCUCCGUACUGCUAUCAAGAGGCAAUAACAGACUGGGAGUUGUUCUACUACUGUCUUCCGGUCACGUGUCCAUCAUGGCCGCCGAGGCUCUGGAAGAAUUCCACAUGUUACAUUGUAUUCAAGACACUCACCUUACGACGUCACUACUGCAUUUUCCAAACUUGCAUAUGGGUGAUAUUGUUUCAACUAGCUACAUGACAACUACUCAUGAACAUCGGAACACCUGUCAACUUCCAAAGAAACACUGCCAAAGAAUUGUACAUCACAUAAUUCUGAAACGAGGUAAAUUAUCCAUAAUUCGUUGUAUACAUUGAAUUUAUUCUUAGAAUUUCUUUCUUGAAUUCUUUGCGUGUUUCUUGUUGUGUUAAAUCUCGUUACUACUUGUAUGCACAUUUCAGAGCAUUUAUUGUGUAAUUUAAACACAACUACUGUUAUAGACUACGUCAUAUUGCCACCUCGUCAUGUUAGCCACGCUUCCUUAGUGUACAGCAGGCCUUAGAUAUUCAAAGUCUGCUAAUCUUAGUGUAUGUAUUCAAACAUAGUCGUAAGUGCAAAUUGUAUUUGUGACAGCUGCUCUAGAUUUUCGUUUUGUAUAUUUACAUCCACUGGAAGAUAAGAUCUCUUUAGGUAAUAAAUUACUUACUUCUUGUA